GUUAAUUACAGUUGACACUUUGCGAUAUAUAGGAGUUGCUUCUGUCUGCCGGUGGGAACAGGAUAUCUACACGUUUGCCCCAGGAGCUGUGACUGAGAAAGACAAGAUGCCGCGGUCCGAAGACGUAGUCUGUAACGCGCUCCUCAUCAAGGGUGUGUGGGAGAUCAGGACAAGAGACACACUCCAGAAGCAACACAAUGAUGCAGCACGACAGGAGAAAAGCGCACUGUCCAAGAUCAACCAAGAAUGGCAGAAUCGUAUGGGCGACAAGUACAAGCCUCGCAAGAGGAAGGAGACGACAGUCCCACUACCUGACGCAGCACCACCAAAACUCAGAAUCUCAGUGAGCAAAACAAGAUCACCUCUAGAACUCAACAGACCUAACCUCUCAGUUGGUCAUCGGUCACUGGAAAAGAAGGCCCUUGUGAAGCGUGACAAGCUGGCCUUAUUGUCUUUGUUGAAAAGCUCUCUACCUAAUGGGUCGAUAUGGUCAUCAUCUUAUAAGUUCUCUAAGCUCCCAGGAGAAGGUUCAAACAAGCCAGAGGGCUCAGAGUGGGGAAUGGCAUGGAAAUGCUUGAAUUUUCAACCACAGCUUGAUGGAAAAGCUUGGAUUGAGCAAGAAAAUGUUGAUAUGGGCCCCAAUGGUGAGUCAAGCUUGUGGAAAAAAUCCCAAAGUCAUGUUGAUAUGGGGGAGUCUUUGGAGAAUCACAUGUCAUCAGAGUGGGAGUCUUCUUGGAAAUAUAAAAAAUCUGAAGGGAAGAAAAAGGAUGGUGUGUCUAAUGGGCCCAAGCAUGGCAGGAUGGCUCGGCUAAAGCAUCUUGAAGUAUCACAACACAAAAACGAAGAGAAAUGCUCAUCUGAAUGGAUUGAUUCUUGGAAGAGCACAAAACCAUCUGAAAAUGGGGAUGUGUGCUUUGAGGAAAAUAUGGUUCAUAGCGAAGAAGGUAAUCAACAGGGUAACGAAGACCAAACUGGAUCCAAGUGGGCGGCAUCUUGGAAAUAUUUAAAUAGUCAGUUCCAUUCUGCAUCCUCUUCAAAGAAGUCAAAGAGUCGUGGAUGGGCUGAUGCAUGGAAGAUCUCAAAACCAGUGGAGAGCCAUGAUGAGCCUUCAGAAACCAAAAGCAUGGAUGUAAUGGACCAUGAACCACUAGACCCCCAUAUUCAUGGUGUGAUAAUACCUGUAUGCAUGGCUGAGAAAUACAAGUACAGGAGUAACCAGUUCUGCGAGGGGAAAACCGUCCUAGCUGAAUGGGAAAAGUCUUGGGAAGCUGCAAAAAACAUGUCUAUCCUAGCAAGUGUGAAGCCAAGAAAGAAGGUGGAACCCAAGGAAGAGGAAAAGAAAGAUGAACCAAAGAAGGAAAAGGAAAGUGAACCUGAUGGAUUGCCUAAAAAGCUCAAACCCAAAGAUAGAUUGGCAGUUCGGCAAAAGCGUAUGAAACCUCUUUCAGAAUGUGAUUCUUCUCACGAGUGGAAUGAGUCUUGGAAACUCCCCCGAUCUCAGCCUAAGAAAGACCAUUUGGCAAAUACUGCUAUGCUGAAUGGGCCAACGAUCCUCCAACCUCAUUUGAAGAAAAGAUGUCUGCCAGAUUGGAAGGAAUCAUGGAAAUGUUCAAGAUUCCGAUCCAGUUUUGGCAAACCCUCGGCCACUGAGUGGAAAGAGUCAAGCUGUUUAGGUUAUGAGCUUAGAAAAGGCAGAGAACAGUGGAUGAAGGAGAUAGGCAUUGAGAAACAUCAGGGCACAUCUAACAAAUAUGAAGUAUUCUCUCUUCCAAAAAGAGGCAUGAGAGCAGAGAGCCAUGUGUCCAUUGGUACAAAGGACAGCUAUACAUUUGCCCCCGAAUGGAAAGACUCUAGUCAUGGCAUAAAGCAUCAAAGGAGAAGUGAAGUAGCCAGGGGAAGGGCUAAUACAUCACAUCUAUUCAGAGAGCCUGAGAGAGGAGAAACACCUGUGGCUGACUGGUCUACUGCAUGGAAAUUUACGAAUGUUACACUGAACCAGGACAGCGGUCUUUGGGAUCAAGGUUGGUCCUCCACUGAAAAUGUUCGACAAGACAGAUGGGAAAGAGAACAGGAGUUCCUGAAUGACGAGGUCCCUCAUAAUGGCCCAACUGGAUUCAGAGGAUGGGGCGAAGCUUGGAGGUCCACAAGAAGACAGCACCGUGUAGAGGGCGCAACUGCAGGUCAGCCUCCUCGGCAAAGACAGCAGCACGGGAGAUCCCCGCUUUCUGAAGGAUGGGAGAACUCCUGGAGAGUUUCAGGCACCAACGUCAGACAAACGCUCCGUGACAGACCCUCUAUGACAGAGUGGUCAGAUUCAUGGGAGUUCUCUGAACUCAACUCGUAUGAGCGUCCACCAAGAGAAACCUGGCUUCAAAAGUCUAUGGAGAUCACGCCAAGGAGAACCCUCCAUCGUAUGCCAAAAGUGGGGCAAAUCAGCAGAUCUUUCAACCCCGAUGUGUUUAAGGAGAGAGUUCCUCCAUCACAAUGGAUGGAAUCUUGGAGAAUGGCAAAACUUCAUAGACAUCACAACAGAUUCCCUUUAAAAGAUAAAUCUCACUUGUCUGUCCCUCGUCAUCAGAUCGAAGAUGUUCAAGAAUGGUCUGAAACCUGGAAGUCCAACAAUGUUCUCUCUCAACAGGACAAGUCACUCUGGGACAGUGGUUGGGAAACAUUUGAAUUGGAAAAACAGCCUCCGGCGCCUAAAUAUGUUCCCAUCACAAAUAAAGCACAUGGAACAGUCAGAGUGGAACAGUCAGAGUGGAGCAUGUCAUUCAAGAUAUGUGGCCCUCAGCCUCUGGAGUGGGAUGACACUCCAAAAGUAUUCCAUCAUAAAGAUAAAGUGCUGUGGUCAAGGACAAGGUGCAGUAAUGACACCUAUUCUCAUCUCACCUCGAAUGCACUCUCACAGAGAUUGUGGGACAAAUCUUGGAGAUUCAUGAAGCUAGAGAGUGUACUUCUUCCCCAGAUGAGUAGCACCCCAUCCAGCAAGUCUGAUCGUUCACUUACUGUGAAAAACACUAGAAAAGCAAAGAAAAACAUGUAUUCUGACAUAGAAAAAGGCAAACCACAAACAAAGAGGUGGUCAGAUGCCCCAAAAUUAGCCAAAACCCAACCACGCAGAAGAGCUCCCAUCAAAGGAGCGAAAGGCAAGGGAGAAGCUGAGCAUAUUUCUAUGGAUUGGGUUGACUCGUGGAAGUUUUCAAAUGAUUCAAUUAGCUCUAAAGUGGAAGUAGUAUCUUGGUCUGAGUGGGGAAACUCCUGGAAGUUCCUCCUGGACUCAUACCCUCCAGAAAAGAAAGGAAAGUCCAUUUAGGAAUAUCUGGAAUCUUGGCUUUAGUUACGUACAGAUAAAAAUCCAGCUUGCACAACAACGAGUCCUUGAUGUUAUGUCAUCAUAGAAGUCAAUCAUAUUACAUUGUUAAUUUUAUUCAAGAACACCUAACACAAGAACCUUUAAUGUAGGCGGUAUGGGCUGGUUGAAGUAUAUUACCAAAAAUCUACAAGAGGCUGCUGAUAUAGAGUAGGGGCACAAUAACUCACAUGGUCAUCAAAUGUCCAACACAAAUGAACAUUUUGACAUCAAGCAUUUUCUACCAAGUGAAACUAUACUGUAAUAAAGAAUCU
Sardina pilchardus (European sardine) is the source of this 3624-nucleotide messenger RNA. RefSeq lists its product as uncharacterized. Lineage: Eukaryota; Metazoa; Chordata; Actinopteri; Clupeiformes; Clupeidae. The coding region runs from base 107 to 3313 and encodes 1068 amino acids. The record is from RefSeq and is a predicted model, not a curated record. The transcript has 3 exons.